ACAUAAGCUGUGAGUUGGGGCUGCAAUUGUAGUACUAAUACUAUAUGUAUGUUAUCUAAUUGCAUGCUAUACAAAAUCUAUGUGUGGGUUAGGAGAGUACUCGUGCAGCUCUUGAUUAGGGUCCAUCACUGUUAAAAUAUGAAAAUUAAUUUGGGGCUGUGUAACAUCAAACUCAAGUGUUGCGUGUCUGACGGGCUUGAAAAGUAAACACAACAAAGCAUGAAUUCCACUAUAUCUUAUCAAUUCUGAUAUAGUUAUCUUCUUCUUCUUCUACCAAUCAAAUGCCCAGAAUCCUUCCAGUGUGGAAUCAAAGUUUGAAUGGGCUUUGGAAGUAGUAUUCCUGCAAAUUAUAGAUUAUUGUAAGCGAGACACCCACCAACUGGUUUAAUCCAUUGACUGCUGAGUUUAUUCUAGAGUGCAUGGUGGAUCAUAACAGCACGAACGAAUUCCUCUGCAUAAGAGGUACCAUUGUAGUUUCUUUUACGAGGACAAACCCCUUAGCUUAGCUGCUUUCCGACGUACAAAUCCAAUAUGUAUAUAAUUUGCAGCUACUAGAAUUUGUGUUACAUGCAAGAAAUUGAAUUAGAUCAUGCGUUAACUACUUGAAUUUUAUUCCUUCUCGUUUGUAUCCGUGAUUCAGACGAGAAAUCGAUCUGAAGAAAAGUAUGGAGGGAUUUGUAAGGUGCAAAGUUUCAGCAUAGGAAGAGUCAACCAAGAUAAGAAAUCUGUGUAUUUUCUACGUAAUCCAAGUCUACUAGUGUAGAACAGGGAUUUUUUGCUGACUAAUGCAAAGGAUUAGAAAAAAACAAAUAGAUUAAAACCACUAUACUUAAUUAUUGCUAAGGUUGAAUUAUUUUCUUGUUAGGAUUGAUUAAAUACUCUGCUAGAAAUUUAGGGCAGGUUUACUGGAAAUUGGUUGUGCAAAUUACAAGAUUAUUAUAUACUCCACUCGACAGGAAUUUAGGGCUUGCUUUCUGAUUGGCUGCGAUUUAAAGAGAAUGUUUUAACCUUGAAAGGGCGAAAAGUCGGGUAUUAAGAAAGAGGCGUCAAAACGGCGCCGUUUGGAUAGCAUUGCUAGUCAACUACAUAGUGGGGGAAAGUCGGAAAGUUCUGCGUUAUUGGUUCACCUCCAAGACCAUUUCAACACCCACUGUUUAAGAAUUUUUAAAUACAAAGAAAGUAAAAUAUCUAUCCAAAAGUCUCCUACAAAAUUUCUUCGCCAUAGUCCAUUAACGUGUUUGAUCAAAACAAUUGAAUUGUCAGAACCAAACUAGAAAAAUUAAACACAAGUAGAUCAAGACAUAACUGGUUUCCAUUUCUCUUUCAAAUUAAGCUUCAUUUUUUUUUUCAUGGAUCAUGUCACCACGCUCUUGCUUUUCUUUCUCCAUCUUCUUCUCUUCAAAGCUGCUCAUUCCACAUGUCAAGAAUCCUUUCUGUGUGGACAUUAUAAUCUGAGUUUUCCAUUUACUAAAGCUGGUAAUUCGGGCUGCGGAUUGAUCACCGUUGAUGGCUGUGAUUCUGAUCCUCCAUAUCCAGUAAUUCAUUUAGGUGGUGGAAAUCUUGGUUAUUAUAUUUUGGAGAGUAACACACCAAACAAAGUCUUGAUUUCUGAUUUUCAGCUUGAAGCUCAACUGAAGAACCGAAGCUGCUUUACUUUCAUGAAUCAAUCUAUGCUUCGAUCUCCUUAUAUUUCAAUCUCAUUCUCUCCUAAUCUCACCUUGUACCCCUGCUUCGCCCAACCUGAUACUAACAAAUCUAAAUUAGAUGAACAUUUCGAAAACUAUAGCAAGAUAGAUUGUAUCUCCACCGUGUACUAUAGAAUCCCAACAGCUGAUGAUUCUUCUUCCGAGAAAAUUGAAAUUCCUCAAGAGUGUUCACUGGUGCAGCUACCUCUGAAUUCUAGUGGAGACUCGGGUGAUUUGUUCAAUAUGAUAACUGCUAACUUUAGUCUAGAAUGGACUGUUUCUGAAGAAUGCCUUAGUUGUUUCCAUGGAGGAGGCCAGUGCCUCACUGCCAACAAUAACCAAUUCUACUGCAAAAAAGAAAAUAGGUUGACGGUGAUAUUAUUAGCUUCAUUGAUACCUGGAGUUGCAAUCCUUGUCUUGCUUGGCGGCUGCAUAUUUUGGUUACGAAAGAAAAAGAUGGGUGGCGCCUACCUUCUCUCAAGAAACCUUUCCUACGAUCCCUCCUCAAAAUCGGAUAUCGAAGAUGGAAGCUUCAACUUCGGCGUUCCUAUCUUCUCCUACACAGAGCUGGUGGACGCCACCGGCAACUUCGACCCAUCUAAAGAACUGGGAGAUGGAGGCUUCGGCACCGUCUACUACGGCAAGCUCCGCGACGGCAGGGAAGUCGCGAUCAAGCGCCUCUACGAGCACAACUACCGACGAGUGGAGCAGUUCCUGAACGAGAUCAAGAUCCUCACCAGUUUGAGGCACCCCAACCUGGUGUCCCUCUACGGCUGCACCUCGAGGCGGAGCCGCGAGCUCCUCCUCGUGUACGAGUACAUCCCCAACGGCACUGUGGCGGACCACCUCCACGGCGAGAGGGCCAGCGAGGCGCCCCUGACGUGGGGCGUGAGGAUGAGCAUUGCUAGAGAGACGGCCACGGCGCUGGCCUAUCUACACAAGUCCGACAUAAUCCACCGCGAUGUGAAGACCAACAACAUUCUGCUAGACAGCAACUUCUCCGUCAAAGUAGCGGAUUUCGGGCUGUCGAGGCUGUUCCCGAUCGACGUGACCCACAUCUCGACGGCGCCGCAGGGCACCCCGGGGUACGUGGACCCGGAGUACCACCAGUGCUACCAGCUGACGGACAAGAGCGAUGUGUACAGCUUCGGAGUGGUGCUGAUCGAGCUCAUCUCGUCCAUGCCGGCCGUCGACAUAAGCAGGCAUAAGCACGAGAUCAACCUGGCCAGCCUCGCCGUCAACAAGAUUCAGAGGUGCGCCUUUGACGAGCUGAUUGAUCCUUUCACGGGGUACAACUCCGACGCGGAGGCCACCAGGAUGACCACGUCGGUGGCGGAGCUGGCAUUCCGGUGCCUGCAGCUCGACAAGGAUAUGAGGCCAUCCAUGGAGGAGGUGGUGGCGUUUCUGCACGAUAUUCACACUGGGGGGGAUUGCGACUUCGAUCAGGUCAAAGGGGGUGCUCGUGAUUUGCAAGGGAAGAUACCGCCGUCGCCGGAGACGGAUGAGGUCGUGUUGCUCAAGAGUAGGAUUUAUCAGUCGUCGCCUACUGCUGUUACGGAUACGUGGAUUAGUAGUGACUCUACUACAGCCAGUUCUGUUGGCUGAUUUUUGUAUCUUAAUUUGUGUGUUAGGGGAUAUCAUGAUAUAUAUAUAAAUAUAUGAAUGGUUUAUAUAUUCUUUCUUUA
Molecule: messenger RNA, 3370 nt
Organism: Salvia miltiorrhiza (redroot sage)
Lineage: Eukaryota; Viridiplantae; Streptophyta; Magnoliopsida; Lamiales; Lamiaceae
Product: LEAF RUST 10 DISEASE-RESISTANCE LOCUS RECEPTOR-LIKE PROTEIN KINASE-like 1.2
Exons: 4
Coding region: 1350-3290 (646 amino acids)
Biological process (GO): protein phosphorylation
Molecular function (GO): ATP binding; protein kinase activity; polysaccharide binding
Source: RefSeq, a predicted model, not a curated record